This is a messenger RNA of Orbicella faveolata, 8633 nucleotides long. RefSeq lists its product as uncharacterized. Gene Ontology annotation, molecular function: protein binding. The record is from RefSeq and is a predicted model, not a curated record. Lineage: Eukaryota; Metazoa; Cnidaria; Anthozoa; Scleractinia; Merulinidae.
GAGACUGACUAGACAGGAGAACAUAGCUCAAAUAACAUCUCUACAUGUAACAUUAGGAAAGGAGCUUAAAAAGAAAAUUAAGUAUAUUGAAAACUUGGAGAAUCUGAAAAAGCUUCUUCACCUAAAUUUGAAUAACCACAUGAUUGAGAAGAUAGAAAAACUGGAUGAUAUGACACAGUUGAGGGAACUUCACUUAGCUAACAACUGCAUUCCAAAGAUAGAAGGCCUUGACUGUCUUGUGCAUUUAACUGUCUUAAAUCUUAAUGGAAACUUGAUUGAAACUCUGCCUGCUCCAGUUUUCAAGAAACUGAAGGAACUCCAGGCCUUUCACAUUGCACACAACAGAAUUGGCAGCCACAUUGAGGUCACGAAACUGAGACCUCUGCAAGAUCUGAGUAAUUUUUCCAUGGACGGCAAUCCUAUGGCAAGCCUGGAACACAGUCAGCUGUUUGUCAUCUUUCAGUUGAGAUCUCUGAAUUGUUUGGAUGGCAAAGAGAUUUCUGUUGAGGAGAGGCAGAUGGCAGACAAACGGUUUGCUCAAGAGGAGGUUAGAAGACUGGAGGCUGAAAUAAAUCGCCUGAAAAAGGAGUAUGAAGUGUUACUAGAAGAAAACUGCCAAGCACUGGAGGAGUUACAACAACUCAAAAAGCUAAAUUCUGAGCAGCAAACACAGAGUGUGGAUCAGUCUCAGAAGAUUAAAGAACUUCACCUAGAGCUGGAAGCCAAGGAAGAAUUGUUGGCAAGUAAGACAUCAGAACUUUCCAAAGCUUGUGAAAAGCAGUUCAAAUUGGAGCAGGAGCUUGCAUUUUAUAAAUUGGAUGCCAAGUUUGAACAUCUUGGAAUGUUGCCACCACCUGAUGGAGUAGAAUUUGGAGAUGGAGAAGAAGAUGAGAGCCCAUACAUUGGAAAGGCCAGGUUUAAGCUUAACAAAUUUUCCAGGAAAUCAAACAUUAUGGGUGGCAAACAGCAUGCUCAAGUGACAACAAUAGGGUCAAGACCGAGUGAUAAGUAUGACGAGCAAAAUAGACAGGUUCAACAGGAAAUACAUGAUUCACUGAUUCUUGAUUUACGAGACAAGGAGAGAGCAAUUCAGCAAGCUGAAGAUGUUCUUGCCCAGUUGACUGACCAGUUGACCAGAAGAAAAGCUCAGCUGCAAGAUGCUGCGCAUAAACUUGAACAAAUUCAACAAGCUAUUGAUGAUCAGUCUCUGCAGGCUCAUCUGUUGGGAGAAGAGGAAAGGAAACUCAUCGAUGCCAUUGCAGACAAGAAGAAUUAUAUAAGAAAACUACAGGAAGUUGCAAAGGAAUUGGAGACAAGAAUGAAGAGCAUUUAUGAUGAUUUGGCUAAAAGAGAGGCUGAAGCAGAGAAACUUAGACAGACCAUUAGGAAUACUCCCCCUAAUGACCCUGCCUAUACCCAUCUGCAAGCUCGCUUGGCAGCUAAAGAGCAGCAGUUGCUUGAGUUGAGGAAUGAGUAUGGAAAGCUCAAACAAGAUCAUGACAGAGCAAAGGAAAGAUUGCAAGAAGAGAUGGCUGCUGUCAGGGAACUAGAAACACAGUUAGCUGCACUGAGAAACGCAAACGGCGACCAAGAUAAAUUGAAAGAAGAACUAAAGAAUAUCAUAGACGAUUUGAAUAAUAACUUAAACUCCAUGAAACAGCAAGUGGCGCAGCAAGCGAGACAGAUCAAUCAACUUCAACAUGAAAAGGACGCGUUAGGUCAGCGGUUAAAAGACAUGCAGGCUCAGACGGCUGGUAACAAACAGCUCAAGGACACUAUCGCCAAACUACAACAACAACUGAAAUUGAACGAAGAUGCUUUGGAACGAGAGAGAAAGAACUGUGAAGCGCUGCGGCGGCGCUUGUCCAAUAUGGAGGCACAGGCAACCCAAGGGUCAGCUCUGGAACCAGCAUUUGCUGAGGCAAAAAACAGACUGAAGGAAGCUGAAGCUGAAGUCGCCAGACUGCAGAAUGCUCUUAAUAAACUAAAACAACAACUACAGGAUGACCGCAGAGCGGCAGAUGAGAGAUUAAGAAAGGAACAAGAGAAAGUUGACAAAGCUUUACAAGCUGCAAGGAAUGCUGGAAACAAAGAUAGAGAAGUUAAAGAGCUGGCUGCACAGGUUGAUAGUCUUACGGCGGACAAUGCCUCUCUCGCUCAGCGACUGAACGACGCAGAGGACGAACUGAGCAACUUAGAGAACUUGCUAGACAAAGAAGAGGUACUGGAGAGACUGGGCGAGUUAAAGAAUGACAUCAAUAAGAAACGAUCUGCUGUCCGUGAACCGUUCAAUGAUCAGGAUGACCUGGGACGAGCUCUAGCUGACCUUCAUCGGAAGUACCUGGACCUAAUGAGAGAUCUGGAAAGAGAGCGACGAAAACAACCUGAUGGAGAACUGGAAGGUUUGCAGGCCAGACUACAAGAUGCCGAGAGAGCUUUGAAGCAAGCAAGAGAUAGAGCUUCACAGCUUGCUGGAGACAAAGAAGACAGGGACGCCAAGUUAAAGAAAAUGACAGAAGAACUGAAGAAACUAAAAGACAAGCUAGGAAGGCAGGAGAGAUUAGAAGAUGAGCUUGAAAGAGAAAAAGCAGAACAUGCUGCAGACAUGAGUGGACUGGAGAAACAAAUAGCUCAGCUUAAAGAUCAGCUCAACAAGGCCAGACAUGGUUUGCAGGAUCAGUUGGCGGGUGCUAGAGCUCCUCUUCAGGCUAAAAUAGAGGACAUGGAAGAUGCCAUGCAACGUUUACAGGAUAAAUUUAAUAAAGUGAAAGCUGAGAAUGACAGGUUAAAGGGAGCUAUAGCGGCCGCUGAAGAGGGCCGAGGGGAUCUGGAAGACAGACUUGCAGAAAUGAUGGAUAAACUGAGAGAGGCACGGGCACGAGCUGAGGAAGCGAAUGACAAAUACGAGCGACAGAAACAAGCGUUGGAAGCUAAAGUUGAAGCUCUUGAAAACGAACUCGAACGGGCAAGGAAUCGACUCAAAUCACUGCGGGCGCAGGCUGAAGAACGGUUACAAGUAGAAAAGGAGAAGGCUGCUGCGAAGAUAGAUGGACUUGAAGAUGAAAUAGAUGGUCUAAAGAGCCGACUGAGGAAUCUUCAACACAAGGCCGAGCGUGAGUUGGACAAAACAAGAGAUGCUGGAGAGCGCAAGGUUCGGGACCUGGAGAAUCAGAUGGCCGAUCUCAGACGACAACUGGACAAUGAAAGGGCGCGAGGCGAAGAACAGCUGAGAAGAGCCCACAGUAAAGAAGCAGAAUUGCAAAACUUGCUCGGCGAAACAGAAGCUCAAUUGCAGAGAACUGCGCAUCAAAGUCACGCCCAGCAGGCCAAGCUGCGUGACUUAGAGAAUCAGAUCGAUGGACUAAGAAAUACUUUGAAAGAAGCACAAACUCAGGCAGUGAAGGAUAAACUUGAACAGGAACUCGAAGCAGUCAAAGCUGAGAGAAUGAGAGCAGCGAUACAGGCAGCGGCGGAUAAACAACUGGCUGAUGCACAACAACAGGUGGCUUCGUUGCAAUCUUUGCUUGACGCAAAAGAUAAGCAACUUCAACAGCAAAUGAAGCGUGGAGCACAAAAUUCAUCCGAUAUAGCUGCACAGCGAGCAGAGAUCAGAAACCUUGCAUCAGCUUUGGCCGAGCAGAAUGAGGAACUGGAACGACUCAAAGAGGAUCUUGGGGACAUGUCACGAGCGCCAGUCCAUCCGCAGUAUUUCCAUCUUGCAGAUCCCAGUCUAACUGCUUUGGCCAAUGAAGUCGAAGCUUUACGAGCAGCUCUUCUACAAAAAGAACAACAAGUCCGGAGCCUCACCCGACCAAUUCCACUUCUCUCAACUCCGCCAUAUCCGCCAUUUACCUCUUCCGGUCUAGCGACCACGCCAGGCCUGGUAACUACUCAAACACACGUACCUGGGGUGGCUCCGGUUGUUUCUGUAGGGGCACUGAAUGGAGCUGCUAGCACGCGGACUGUUCCAAUCAUGACACCAGUGAUAACCAGUUCUGGUGGCCUGGGUACUAACAGCUAUCUGGCUAGUCCUGGGCAGGUUCAUCAUCAUCAUUAUCAUUCAAAGAAGACCAGCCGAGGUGGGUCAAAACCAAAAUCAUUGACGAUAACAACCUCCCCACACCUCUCCCCUGAGGUUUUGAGUGCUACCACAGUAACCGCCCCUGUUUCAUCUUCUGUCCUUCAUCAUCAUCAUCAUUAUAAUGACGUCACCAGUCAAGAUGACGACACGCUGAAAAGAAAGAAGAGAAAAACCAAGAAACAGCAGGAUGACGUGUUGUUUUGUAACUUUCCAAAUCACGAGGGCUUGGAAUAUGAAGUUGGGAGGUUGGAAGGUAUUUUAACUUCGUCGGUGCAAACUCAAAAAAUUCAGGAACAACGAGACUCACUUAGAAUGGAUCUAAAAGAGUUAGAGAAUGAGGUGGAAGACUCUUUGAAACGACGAGCAACAGCAAGGCAAUCUCAACGACAUUCACUGGAUGCCAAUUUAGCGGCGGGCAGUAAGAGAGUUUACAUCAUGAGAGCUGUGGACGAAGAAGAUGAAGAAAACUUUCCUAUGAAAUAUCUUCAACAAAGCUCAGGUGAAGGAAUGGAGUCUGCGCAUUCCUCCACAAAUAAAAUGCAGCUAGAUGACUCCACCCAAGAGGCACACUGGGAAAAGCAGUUGAGUGAGCUUGCUCGAGUUGAGGGCCUGGUACAGAAAAGAAAGGCAGAACUACAACGGAUGGACGCUGUGCUCAUUGAACGAAGGCACGAGCUGGAGGACGUUGUACACAAGCGUAAAAUAGCCGAGGGACGCCUGAGGCGAGCAGAAGAGGAUGCUGGGAUUAUUGAAGAGCGAGCAGCGGAGACCUCGGCCGAGUUGAUCCGCGCUGGAAAUCAGCUGAUUAGCCUGGAGAUGAAGGGAAGAGCGUUGAGUGACAGACAGGAACAGAUAAACAAGGUUAUUGAAGCAAAAGACCGAGAACUGAAAGAAGUUGAAAAUUCCUGGGAGAUUGUGCGACAGAAUAUCGAUAAGCUCAACAUGGAAAUGGCAAAUAAAAUGGAAGAACUGACAAAUAAAGAAAGCCAGCUAAAAGAUGUGGAAUCCAGACUUCAGCUGUCAUUGAGGGUGGAAGAGUUAAAGCAUUUAGUGGCAAAAACUGAAACAGAGGAGAAACAUCAAGCAGAAAAGUAUGUUAGAGCUCUUAAGGAAGGUGAAAAAGCAUUAGAAGAAAAAACCGCGCAGCUUGCGAGAACACGGAACGAAUUACAAACUCAAAUGAUUCAGUUUCAUGAACUUAAUAGCAAAAUCAACAGGCUUAGAACAGAAUUAAGAGAAGUACAGGAUAACGUCAAGAAAGGAAAAGAUGAAGUCGAGAGGCUUUCUCAGAGAAGGGAAGAAGAAAAAAGACUACAGGAGCUACAUGUGAAGAAAGCAGAGCAAAAACUAAUCGAAAUUAACAAUGCGAGAAAUGAAUCGAUGGAAGCCCUCAAAAGUCACCGUGAGGGGUUUGGAUUGCUGAGAACUAAAAUUCGCGAAAGUGUGAACAAGAUCAAAGAAUACGAAGAGCUGAAAAAACAGAAAGAGGCUGAGUAUAAGAAGAUUUCAUCUUCAAUGAAUGAAAGCAAAGCCAAGUUGGAGAAUGAGCUGGCUCAGUUGAAAAGUGAAAUACAAAUAUCUGAGGAAUCUCUGAGUCAGGUUAACAGCGCUCUAAAGCAAGUAACGAUCGAGCUGGAAACUGCCAGAGGGGAAGUACUGGCUUUGAACGACACUAAGGACUUGGUAACAAAGGAAAUAAAUGAUCUCCAGCAAAUGUUAACAGAAAAAAGGAAUGCACUUGCUAAAACCAAUCAAGAAAUUGAAGAUGCUGCCAAAGAACUUGAAGCAGCGAAAGAGAAAAAUGUGGAAGCUCAAUCAAGACAGAAAGAAAUGAUAGAACACACACGCACGGAAGACCAACAUAACAACGCAGAGAAUUCUGGGAAGGAUAGUUUAACCCAAGAGUCCUCAACACCUAAAAAUAACGAGAAAGACAAUGGACUUCUAGUUGCCAGGUUACAGCAAAGUAUAAAACAACUCACGGACGAAAACGAGGAACAGAAUAAAGCUCUUCAAGAGGCGAGGACUGAAGUCAAGGAAUUGAGAGAAUUCAUGAAAUCAGAAAGAGACAAUUUUCAGGAACACUUGAUACAAAUGGCUUCAAAAUCAGACGUUUAUCGGACGCAUCUUGAAAGGCUUCACAUAGAGUAUGACGCUGAAAAGGAAAGAAAUUCCAGGGAAAAAGACUUAUUGUUAAACAAAGCAGAAGAACAUCGUUUGAAGGGGAGAAAGUUAUCCGAAGAACUAAGCAAUCUAAAACAGAAUCAUAUGCAAACAAAACAAGAGCUCAGUCAGCUCAAGAACACUCUUUCAAAAGAUGUUAAAGAAUUAAAGGAACACAUUGAAGGAAUAACCACUCAAAUAAAAUCAGAAUUGGCUCGGAGCUUGAAGCAAGUGGAAAGUUCUAAGGAUGAAACAUCAGAUGAAUUUGAACGUCUCCGAGGAAAGAAAGAAGAAAUGGAGGUCCAGUUAAUAGAACUACAGCACUCCAUUAACACAGUUAAGACAAUGGCAUUAAUGGCGGAGAAAGAAAAAACGGAAACGUCCAAACGAGAGGAGGAAGCGCUAAUAAAAGAGAAGGAAGAGAAAUUUCAGCAGCAUCAGACAUACCUCAGAGCUCAGAUUAGACAACAAAUGUCAACUCGUGCAGAGGUUUUGGACGAGGAGAGGCAAAAAGCAGAAGCGUCGCUUGAAGGACUGAAGAGCAAACUGAAAAACCUGGAAGAGGUUAUUUCGCGAAAAGAUUCCAGUGUGCAGGAUUUUCGUUUAAAGCUGCUAAGGAACAAAGUCGAGGCGGAAAAAGCUGCAGACUCUACCAAACAAAUAGAUGAACUGAGAAGAAGAUUACGAGAAGUGGAAGACGAGAAGGAUUUGAUUAGAACUCAGAGAAAUCAUUUGGUUGCAUUGAACGAAAAAGCUAGUUUAGAGCCUACAACACGUGAAUAUCAUGGACACUUGAAUGACAGGAAGGUGGCAACUGUUCGAUCGAGGCGAUCCCUUGACUCGCUAAUUGACGACACAUUUUAUGCAAAACCGGUUAAACUAGAAAUGGAGCUCCCUUGCCGUGACAACGGUAAAAUAAAUACCAGUUUACCUCUUCAGUUUCAAGACAUCGCCCCAGUGGAUCAACAAAUCUCACGGCCGGUUCAGGACAUAAGGCAACCGACACGAGUUGCUAAAGUUGAAAUGGACCAAGAAAUGAUAGGUAUCUCUGUUAGAAGGAGCCAAAGGAUCGACAAAGCAAGUUUGGUGUGUGAAAACGAUCCUUUGAAUGAUUCAGUUGCACAGAAUUCUGCCAAUUCUUCGUUACCAAUGUCCCGGAAAGAGCUCUCGGGUGACUACGGAGGCACACUGUCACAAAAUUUUUCUUUACAAACGAAGAAGCCUUUGAUGGCAGAGAGCAGACUGGAAAAGAGUGCAGCUCGGCCAAGUGAAGGUAUUGCUUCGUCGACGUUUGCUGAUGACAGAAAAAGUGAGUUUCUAUCGUCAGUGCAUCGCUUAAAGAACGAGAAGGUGAAAGAAUUGGAACUCAGUUUACAAAAGUUCUUUCUCACGUAACUUAGGAAGGUACAGGCCCCCUCAAGUGUAAAAAAAAUCGGGAUCUACGUGCAGUUGUCAAUGCCUCUGCUACCAUGAUGGAAAAAAAAAGCAUGCGCAAGAGAUGUGUACAACAAUGAAGAGUGUGAGAUUGGGGAGCUCCUUCUCGCGUAACUCUACUAAAGACUGAUUCAGCGACCCCGAACUCUACUGAAAAUGGUUCCUCACAGGCUUAAACGUUGAAGAAUAUCUUCUGCGAGUUCUCAAAUGCUUGGAGCCUGAUGCCAAAUUAGACAAAGUACGACAUGAUAGCGAAGAUUUGUUCAACGAUUAUUGGCAGACGCCACCCGACAAAGCUAUUUUCUUGAUUUGUAAUCUUCAUUUAACGUGGUUGUAGAAAGCCCACAAGAGUGUAAGAACAAUUUAACUCUCCGAUUCUGAGACUCCUACUCUUCAAGGGAACAAAGAACACUGUUUUUACUUAUUCAUUCGUGUACAAACAUACUUAUUUAUUCAUGUAGUCUUCAGUAUGCACAUAUUUAUGAAGUCCUUGUUAUAGUUUUUCCAGUUACCCAUUGUUUCAGUACGUGGCCACUCCAUAACCCAGCACGCCUUGUUCUUACACAGUAUUUAGGUACCAGUGUUUGAACACGUGAGUAUUUUGAUACUAGUCUUUGAACAUGAGAACUCGAGGGUCAGAUUUUUGAGGCACGCUUUUGGCUUUAAAAAACAGAGUGUACGAUAUUUGCAUCGCGUUGAAGACGUUAUUAAAGAAAGUCAGUGAAACGGUGGUAUGGGUGAUUUAGAUUUGCGCUUUAUGGGCCGGCUUUAAAAUCGAAUUGAUGAAACUUCAAAACAGUGUAGAAAGCCAAGAAACAUCCAAAGAAGUUGUUGAGAAGCAAGGCGGAAGAAAAUUAGAAAAGAUUGUAACAGCAACCUGUAUCAAGUCAGAACGAUAAAGGAAAAUCUGGGUGGAAAGGAAAAAUACGUGGUAAAAAAACAAAUGUCACUAAAA